Eucalyptus grandis is the source of this 2486-nucleotide messenger RNA. RefSeq names its product DELLA protein GAI. NCBI's taxonomy places the organism in Eukaryota, Viridiplantae, Streptophyta, Magnoliopsida, Myrtales, Myrtaceae. Bases 260 to 2146 code for a protein of 628 amino acids. The transcript has a single exon. Gene Ontology annotation, biological process: regulation of reactive oxygen species metabolic process; salicylic acid mediated signaling pathway; negative regulation of seed germination. Gene Ontology annotation, cellular component: nucleus. Gene Ontology annotation, molecular function: sequence-specific DNA binding; DNA-binding transcription factor activity. The record is from RefSeq and is a predicted model, not a curated record.
GCUGUUCCUCCACUGGACCUCCCCACCACCCUCCUCCCCCUCCCCCCCCCCAAGAAAAUCAAGAAAAUCAAGAAAAGAGACGCUGCCAGCAAAAGCAGCAGCAUGCUAGUCAUAAAACCUCCUCCACUCCCUGCUGCCAUGAACGAAAUUUGAUCCUCAGCUCCCCACUCACAGCCCUCCGAAAUCUCUGAAAUCAAAGCAAGGAAAGAGAGAGAGAGAGAGAGAGAGAGAGAGAGAGAGAGAGAGAGGGGAAAGAGAGAUGAAGAGGGAUCAUCGAGACGCUUGCAGUGGCGGCUAUGGCGGCGGCGGUGGCGGGGAGGCGAGCGGCGCCUCGAAGGGCGAGCCCCCGUCGUCCUCCUCCACCCACUCAUUGCCCGGCUCUGGCAAGGCCAAGAUGGUGAUGUGGGGCGAGGACGACCAAGAUCCGAGCGGCGGUGGCGGGGGCGGCAUGGACGAGCUCCUCGCGGUGCUCGGGUACAAGGUGAGGUCGUCGGACAUGGCCGAGGUGGCGCAGAAGCUGGAGCAGCUCGAGAUGGUGAUGGGCUCUGCUCAGGAGGACGGCAUCUCGCACCUGUCCUACGACGCCGUCCACUACAACCCUUCCGAUCUCUCCUCGUGGGUCCAGAGCAUGCUCUUCGAGCUCAACCCCCCUCCGCCGCCGCAGCAGGUGGCCGACGCGGUCCUCGCUGCGGCCGAGUCGUCUUCCACCAUCGCGCAGCACCACCGUUCGCAUCUCGGGUCUCGGUCUCAGACGCAGACUCGGACUCUGAGUCAGACUUCGGCUCCCACUCAGACGCAGUCCCAGGUCAUCUUCAACGACGACUCCGAGUACGACUUGAGGGCGAUUCCCGGCGUCGCCGCUUUCCCACAGGGCGACUCGGACUUCGAGAGCGCCGCCCGGAAGAAGAUGAAGACCCUGAACGGCGGGUCGAAUUCGUUGUCGUCCUCGUCCUCUUCGUCGGCCGCCGGAGCGGCGCCCUCCGAGUCGACCCGGCCGGUCGUCCUGGUGGACACGCAGGAGACUGGGGUGCGGCUCGUCCACACGCUCAUGGCCUGCGCCGAGGCGGUCCAGCAGGAGAACCUGAAGCUGGCCGAUGCGCUCGUCAAGCACAUUGGCCUGCUCGCCGCUUCGCAGAACGGCGCGAUGCGCAAGGUAGCGACCUACUUCGCCGAGGCGCUCGCCCGCCGGAUUUACCGAAUCUACCCCAACGACGGCAGCCUCGACUCCUCGUGCAACGACAUCCUCCAGAUGCACUUCUACGAGACCUGCCCGUACCUCAAAUUCGCCCACUUCACCGCCAAUCAGGCGAUUCUUGAAGCCUUCGCCACCGCCAGCCGCGUCCACGUCAUCGAUUUCGGCCUCAAGCAGGGUAUGCAGUGGCCGGCCCUCAUGCAGGCUCUGGCCCUGAGGCCCGGCGGUCCGCCCGCCUUCCGGCUCACCGGGAUUGGCCCGCCGCAGCCGAACAACACCGACGCCUUGCAGCAGGUCGGCUGGAAGCUGGCUCAAUUGGCCGACACUAUCGGGGUCGAGUUCGAAUUCCGGGGUUUCGUGGCGAAUUCGCUGGCUGAUCUCGAGCCCGCCAUGCUGGACAUCCGCCCUCCCGAGGUCGAGACGGUGGCCGUCAACUCGGUGUUUGAGCUCCACCCCCUGCUCGCCCGACCGGGGGCGAUUGACAAGGUUCUCUCAUCGAUCAAGGCCAUGAGACCUAAGAUAGUGACGAUGGUGGAACAGGAGGCGAAUCACAAUGGCCCGGGGUUCGUGGACCGGUUCACGGAAGCUUUGCAUUACUACUCCAGCCUGUUCGAUUCGCUGGAAGGGUCUGGGGUGGCUCCCCCGAACCAGGAUCUGGUCAUGUCCGAGGUCUACUUGGGUCGGCAGAUUUGCAAUGUUGUGGCCUGCGAGGGGCCGGAUCGAGUGGAGCGGCACGAGACGUUGGUGCAGUGGCAGGCGCGGAUGGGAUCGGCUGGGUUCGACCCGGUCCAUCUCGGGUCCAACGCGUUCAAGCAGGCGAGCAUGCUGCUGGCCCUGUUCGCAGGUGGAGAAGGUUACCGGGUCGAGGAAAACGAUGGUUGUCUCAUGCUCGGUUGGCACACGAGGCCUCUGAUCGCCACUUCGGCGUGGCAACUCGCUGCUGCAACUCAGUGAAUCAACUGUCGUUCGGUUGAGUUUGGUCGAAAUCGAGAUAGACCCUGUUGUCGGUUGGACCCCUUAGAUGAUCAGUGAAUGGAAGUGCUUUGCCUGAGUUGGGAAGGUACUAAGAGAAGAGAGGCUACGAAACAACCUCAGAGCGUGUAGUUCCACUUCUUGUUUUUUGCCUCUGUGUAGUCUUCUGCAAGAUCUUCCAAAUCUUCCUUAUUGAUUUAUUUCAUGAAUUUUGAUUUUGGUUAGACCUUUGGGCUCUACUCAAGGUUGGAUGAAUGCGAAUGUGUAUCCUCUGCAUUUAGCUUCUGGAAUAAAAUGAUGACGACGACGAUUCUCGCUGCCA